This is a messenger RNA of Athalia rosae (coleseed sawfly), 4261 nucleotides long. Its product is annotated as transmembrane protein 268. The transcript has 6 exons. Lineage: Eukaryota; Metazoa; Arthropoda; Insecta; Hymenoptera; Athaliidae. The record is from RefSeq and is a predicted model, not a curated record. The coding region runs from base 237 to 1658 and encodes 473 amino acids.
CACUUUUGUUAUAAACACGCUAAUUUGGAUACUGCCGAGAUGCCACCAGUUGUGUAGAGAAUCAAUUGGCGCCUUUAUACUUCAUUACAUCCCUAUAUUUCAUUGGAUCCUGCACUCAUUGAAUGGAGUUUUCUGAUGCUCAGCUCUAAUGACGUUUACCAAAUACACUUGUGACACACGGUGUCACACCCACAACUCCAGAAAUUCAUUUCCAAUAUCUAGAAUGAACACAAUGCAUGUAUAAUAUGAGUUCCUCGUUGUCUCAAGAUACAACCGAUAAUGUAUCUAUACCCAGCUCACAGACUGUGCCUAGCGAAGUUCCAAAUAAUGCAAGGAAUUGGGUCCAAUUUGAUGACGAAACACCACCAGAAACACCAGCACGAUUAAAACCACCAGAAAAGGUCGAAAAGCAGAAUGACAGUAACCCUGUCGUGAUGAAUCCCAAUUCUGUAGCUGUCAACGUCGAAAAGAUUCGUAAACCGGAAGAACCUAGUACAGCCGAUCAUAUCAGAAGUAACGAGUACAGCGGUGCAGUGAUAUCAACAGAAUCCGUCCAUAUAAAUCUAGACAGAUCUGGUCUCAACAGAUCAUUAUCUUCAGAAGGCCCCGAUCUCAAUUUACCCUCCGAUGUUAGAGUGACUGACCCAAAAAGUGCAUCAUUGAAAACGAUUGAUCUUAGAGAUUCGUCAAAUGGAAGAUCGAGCACCAAUAAUAUUGUGAGCACGCCAAUUGGUAAUAUCAGGCAGGGAUUUGCUAAUGGCGAUACAAUCGUCACACUUUUACCCGUCAAUACCAGAUGGCCUUGGAUUACACCUGCAAAAUUUCGGCCAGAGUUGGUGCCAGAAGAAUUGAUGGCUCAGGGUUUAACUCUGACUGUGGAAGAUUACGUGCACGUACUGGAACUCCUUGUUAACGACGUCCGAUUCAACAUGUACAAUAUUUGCUACAAAAGGAUUUUAGUAUUAUGGAUAUUCACUGCUUUUGUCGUACUAGUGGGUCUAUUAUUUUCUGGAGUAACUGGACUGACAUUGUUUGGUCUAGGAGUUAUGUGGCUGAUUCUUAAUGCUGCUGCAAUAUUCUUGUGCAUGUUUGUCAAGAUAAAGUUGAAUCAUAAUCUGGAGAAGUGCAUGGCCCAAGUAAACAAACAUUUAUUACGACACAAGAUUUUAUUGGGACUAGACGAUCGGGGCAAGAUAUCGUGCCACAAAGUCAACCUUUGUUUUAUUUAUUUUGACACCACCGAUUGUAUUAAAAAAUUGCAAGAGGUGAUCGAGCGUGAGGAACGAGAGGGCCGAAUCAUCGGCGGUGAUGAGGCAGCCGAAUCAAAACGUAGACAACAGUUACAGGAAAGGAUGGACAUCGACGACAGUGAUAUCGUUAUACAAGGCAGCACGACGACAAGAGUAUCUCGUAAGCAGGAGCGGGCGGAGCUGCUGCUGCUGAGAUACGUCUCUCGAUGGGCGCGACACUUUUCACGGCACAGACUUGACCUGGUUAUAGAUUCCCAGGAAAGAAAUAGAACUGUCAUUGGGACCUCGGUACCACCGCGACACUGCGUCUCCGCCCGCUGCCCCUGCCAGUUUAUCGAAGACCAUCUCAAAUACAAACCCAAAGCUGGAAAAAACAAUUUGCAGGUAGCAGUUGUAUCCAAUUCUUAAACAGUGCUGCAUAAAGUUUGUUUAUGGUUCAUUCGUCCGUAAGUAUUAUCGCUCAGAGGAAGCAUACUCGCACGUUUUACUUUUUUUUCAUCUAUAUUGAUGAAAUUCAAUUGCAUGAGACUAAAAUAUUGACCGCUAUUUGAAUGUUACUGACUGAAUUGUUAGUGAUUAAAAUGCUAAUAUAUUUGAUUCAAACGCAAUCGAAAAAUGGUACUGAAAAUGAGCUUCCCUGAUAGGUUUAGACUUUUGGUGGGAAAUAAGCAUGGCUGAAAAGCACUUUGAAUAUUUUUUAACCACGUCAUUGUUCGUUUGUAACGCAUCUCAAUUUUUUAAGUCUUGUCUUCAGAUUAUAACUGAAUCAAAUUGUAAAUUAUCAUUCUACUUUUUCAGGAUACCCACCUGGUUUCGGGUGGUGUGCUUAUUUUAGAAAUCCCCACAUGACUAUUGGCGAAUUACCAGAUUUGAAUUAUCACUAGUGAUAAUUUUGACAGAAAGUAAUAAUUACGAUACUCAUUCGAUUAUCUUGAACGAUUAGCAACAAUUAAAGCUACUGCGCUACUGUUGUUAAUUUUUUAAUAAUUUGGCAUCGUGUCAAAAUCAGCGCGCUAAUUCCUCUCCAGACUUCAGCUCAUCCGAUCUCAAUCUGGCCUAAGUAGACAAAAUCAACCGAAGCUUCGGAUUCCGCAUUAAGCGAAUCGCUGGGACAGAGAUUUGGAUACUACAUCAAGCAAAUCGACAACAAAGGAUGGUGCGACGAAUUGAGUCGACGAUAUUUUUGGUAAAGUUUAUCCGAACGAUUAAACGUUAUCAGAGUCGAUCAUAGCGUUAAUAAGUAAUAUGAACAAUUUUUAUGCACCAUACAAUGUGCCUUCGAUGAGAAAUCAGGAUAAUGAUAUUCUUGAGAGUAUAAAUGUUUAGCUUUUGCAAAGUUCAAAUUUGGAUCACGUUUACAAUUAGAUUUAACCAAAUAAUGGAAAAAUUGGCAGCUAGAAAACGCAGGAUCAUUCUUAAAACGGAGCUGGUAAGCCGAGUUGUAUGCGCAAAUUUAGAGAGCUACACUUAAUGUAAUUUUGUUUGCCUUUAAUCCAUGAAAUUGGUUCGAAAGUCCAUACCUGCGCUUGGAUCGAAACUGCGAUCAAAAUCACCCCAACUGGGAAGUGGAACUAAAAUGUUCCUCUUGAUUAUUUUGCGGAAAAACUUAUUUUUGGUAAUAUAUUCGUAUUGAUUUCUCAUUUUAACUUUUAAGCUUUUGCAUGCAAUGUCUGUAGAGUCUAUUGAUCCCACAUAUCUGGAAUGUACAAAACAUAUGAUAUCGUAUCUUUGUAGUUGUCGAAUUUCUUGUCUUCCGUGAUGAAGGUAUCGAAGAUUGAGAUACUAUGGUAUCUGCUUACGACGGUAAAAUAUAAGCAGAAUACGCGAAAAACGGAAGUAAGGAAGUAUCUUCAUUGUCGAUCAUAUGAAUUCCCAAAAAGCUAUCCGAAUUGUUGGAAAUAUCAGAUAGAGUUCGCUGAUUUAAAUAUUAAAUAUAGUGAAUUGUAAGAAUUGACUGUAAUACGUGUUAACGCAGUGCCUUAAGCUUCUCUUAAUAAGGAAUAUAUAAAGACACUUCAACAGAAUGUACGGAGGGAUAGAACUGCCGAAUCUAGAUAGAAAAAAAUCAUUGAUUAAAAGGUGAUACAUCGAUCGCGGUUGACUGUGGCAACAGCAGUUCUUUUCCUAGAAUCUCUCGAAAUUAGCAAUAAUAGUUAAUUCUGAAAUUUAUAUGAUCUGAUUAUGGCAGCAGAUUUGUUGACGCUAGUAUAAGAAAUCAUGCCAUAUCGAGUAAAACGUGCCUUUUGUAAAUUGGAUGAUCGAACGCUUCUGAACUUGUAGCAUCCUCGAUUUAGCUUAUCAGUCGAUCAAGCACGUUAUGAAAAUGAAGGAAGUCGUCUGAAUAUUACAAAAAAUGUAUACAGCGACUAAUUAGAUCGUAUCUUCUAUAAUUUAUAUAUGUACAUCCUUAGCAUUGAUACUUCUUUCACAGAAUUUUGGUGUGUGUUACAUUUUUCAAACGGGAUUUUUUAACAGCACAAAUAUAAUAUUUUAGAAUUAGAAAUCACGCACUGCACACAUUGUGUAAUGUACCGUAAUACUUCGACGAUUACCAUUUAGAAGAUUCAAGCCAAAUCGUAUUAUUUGUAAUUUUGGGCCAAGUAUUUUGAAUGUAUUUAUAUCCAUUUAACUCCGAGUUCAAUGUGCAUAUAACAUGUAUAAGUUUGAGAGAAUAGAAUAACUGAAUAUCUUUUGUGAUCAAUUUUGAAAAGUAUUGGGCACCUUACACUUGAUUAUAGAAAAUGAAACUAGAUAUGUUUGAUAUUGUAUAAUUCGAACUUAUUCCCAAGUGAUAGGCUGUCCCUAUUUUUUUCAAAAAACAGUUGUCUGUAUUUCUACAAACAAAUUCACUGAUUUGGAGCUUUAGUUUAAAAAGUGUAUCGUAGAUCAUUACAACUGAAAUUUUUCUAGAUAGAUAUUUCAAUAAUUAUUACAUUCUACAUUUGUUUGUUGAUUAUAAUUCGUAUAUUGGAGUAUGCAUGAUAAUAAAUAUUAUCAUUGUUUUACUAGGA